AUGAUGCGUAAUAAUGAACCCGAAUUGACGAAUCCUUAUACCUGGUCCUAUCGGUUUAGGGCCUCGCAGCAAACUUCACUAAACGCACGGUCACUUAGCAAUCUGAUAAACGACUUCCGCGGCGCAAUCCAUGUUAUUUCUAGUGCGCGGUCGUCUUGCGAAAUAUCCUUAUUCGACACUAAGCACGAAGCUACUGCGGCCAGCUGCGUUACGUCUGGUUUUAGCAGCAGAGUAGAUAACAGCAGAGCCUAUCAGAUUACUAUUAACGCUCCUUUUGGCCAGUCUUCCACAUUGUAUUCGAUUAUUUCUAUUGAAAUCCACCCGCAGUACUAUCCGUCAACCUACGCCAACAACAUUGCCGUUCUUUCUUUCACCGGUAACUCAUUGGAAUGGUUUCACAAUACUGGCAUGAGCUCCGCAAGUUGGGACGACGUUCUGUAUAGUCAUCGUGAAAUGGUCCUUGUUAAAGAAAAUUCGUGGGGACCUACGAGUGCCACUUCCUUGCCGACCUACAGCGGAUGCAAUUCCAAGAGCAACCUGUUCAAAUCAAACUUCAACAUUAUGACGUGUAUUACCAGUGGUGUAGCCUCACCCAUGAACAGAAAUUGUCAGGUACCCUACGGAACCGGUUGGGAUGUAUACCAGUCCAAUAACUUGGCUCCUGCGCUUAUUUAUAGACACAGCGGUGUUACCGGCGACAGUAUCUGCCAGACCACAGGAACGUCGUACCAUUACUACACCAUGCUUUACCCAUACAUUGCGUGGACCAAGGACUUAAUUGGCAGAAAGCUACACACCUAUCAGAAGGACAAAUCAUAUGUUUUGAUAGAAGACGUGUCAUUCAGCAUGAGGAAUGUUGCCGGUGCCGGUGACUACGGCUCCAAUGACUCAGAGAACAUAAACGAGAAUAAUGGUAACAUUGAGAUUAUUGACAAGACUGCUGUUGUUACUGUCAAUGGUACUACGGUUCCAAUUCUUGAGCUUUUCACUGACCCUGGUAUGUCAGACCUCAAAAUUACCUGCGUGGUGCAUUUUACCGAGGCUGAUUCGAACGGCAAGCUUGUUUUAGUAUCAAAUAUUGAUGCCGAGAUUUACACCUACUCAGAUUUUACGGGCGACAGCAACAACAUUAUAGGCAGAAUUUCUGUCAGCACCAGUGCUACUGACAGCAGAAUAAAGAGCUCACAGAAUAACGCCAGCGCAAAUUCAAAGAGUAACAAUGGGCUGAGUCUUGGCGCUAGCAUUGCCAUUGGUGUAGUCGUUCCUAUUGUCACCAUUCUCAUCCUGAUUGGACUGUACUUCUUGCGUAAGUGGUGGCGCGCACGCUGCAAUUCUGCAAGCUGGGAUUCCGUAAAUGAAACUGCGAGCGUUAGUAAUAUAAGGAUUAUUGACGUUGUUCCUGAUUAUGGCACCCUUAUACCUUUACCAGCAAUUGGAUUCGUACUAGAAGCUAACCCCGCUGCUAUCCCUGCGGUUGUUUCUACCACUAUUCCUGCUGUUGAUUCCGCCGCUAUCCAACCCCCUCUUUGGACCCAGUUCCAGCGCUGA
Messenger RNA from Kickxella alabastrina, 1548 nucleotides. RefSeq lists its product as uncharacterized. The transcript has 3 exons. Bases 1 to 1548 code for a protein of 515 amino acids. The record is from RefSeq and is a predicted model, not a curated record. NCBI's taxonomy places the organism in Eukaryota, Fungi, Kickxellomycota, Kickxellomycetes, Kickxellales, Kickxellaceae.